Molecule: messenger RNA, 2124 nt
Organism: Fonsecaea nubica
Lineage: Eukaryota; Fungi; Ascomycota; Eurotiomycetes; Chaetothyriales; Herpotrichiellaceae
Exons: 1
Coding region: 1-2124 (707 amino acids)
Biological process (GO): lipid homeostasis; fatty acid beta-oxidation using acyl-CoA oxidase
Cellular component (GO): peroxisome
Molecular function (GO): fatty acid binding; acyl-CoA oxidase activity; FAD binding
Source: RefSeq, a predicted model, not a curated record
AUGGCUGAUUUCACCGACAAGCUUCGGCCUGCUGACCCCCAGGGCCCAGAUGUCCUGGCCCAAGAGAGAGCUGGGUCCAGCGUGAAUAAAGACCAACUCGCAAAUCACCUGCUCUCGCGCAAUGACUUCCUCAAUCGGCAGAAGAAGAUCCUCGACAUCUUGGAACCCAUCCCCAUCUUCUGCAAGAAGAAUCAACUCAACAUGGCGCGCCCAGACCGCUACCAUCUUGGAUUGGCACGGGCGAAAGCCAUUAGGAGAUUGACUCUCAAACACGGCUGGGACCGUGAAGACUAUCUCAUGGCCGACUAUCUGACGGAUGAGAUGGGUCCAUACGCCCUGCAUGGGUCAAUGUUUAUCACUUCGAUUCGAGAGCAAUGCAACGAAGAGCAAUACGCCUACUGGAUGCCGAAAGUGGAGAGUUGGGAGAUCAUUGGCUGCUAUGGCCAGACUGAGCUCGGACACGGCAGCAAUGUCAGGGGCAUCGAAUGUCAAGCCAAAUGGGACCCCAAGACCAAGGAGUUCAUCAUCCACAGCCCAACAAUCACAGCUAGCAAAUGGUGGAAUGGUGCUUUGGGCCGAACGGCAAGUCAUGCUAUUGUCGUUGCACAGCUGUUGCUACCAGACCCCAAUACUGGAAAGUACAAAUCCUAUGGUCCACACCAGUUCAUCGUUCAGAUUCGGGACAGGAAAACGAACAAGCCAUUGGACGGCAUUGUGAUUGGUGAUAUCGGCCCCAAAUAUGGUUACCCUGCCAUGGACAACGGCUAUAUGCUCUUUAACGAGCUGAGAGUCCCUCAUUCGGCUCUGCUGUCCAAGUAUUCUGGAGUUGAUCCAGAGCGCGGGACAUACAUCAAACCGAAAAACGCUGCCCUUGUCUACGGGUCUUUGACCUUUAUCCGUGCUCAGAUCAUCAUGCAGGCAAGGCUCGUCCUCGCUAGAGCAGUUACGGUUGCGGUUCGCUAUCUUUCUAUCCGUCGACAGUUUUCAGACCGAGAUGCAAAGGACGCAGGCGCUCCUGAACAGGCCGUGCUUAACUAUCCCACGGUCCAAAUCCGGAUUCUCCCACUUCUGGCCACUACCUUUGCUCUGCAUUACACUGGCGAAGCAAUGUACAAGCUCUACUACGGCACCCGAGACCAGAUCGAGAAGAGUGGAGACUUCUCCCGUCUGGCUGAGAUGCACGCAGCCUCUUCUGGCUUGAAAUCCUUGUGCACCACGUUGGCAGCCGAUGGUAUCGAGACCUGCCGUCGGUCAAUGGGAGGUCACGGAUUCGGAGGUGGGAGCGGCAUGAUCGCUCUUAACAAUGAAUACCUCUCCAAACCUACCGUGGAGGGAGAUAACUGGAUGAUUACACAACAAACCGCAGCCUACCUGAUCAAGAGGAUGACCGAGGUCACGAAGAAUCCUCGACUGAAGCCGACGGAUACCGUGGACGUCCAAUUCCAAGACUUUGUGGCCAACAAGUCAAAGUCAUAUGAUUUUGAUAUCCUUGGAGAUCCACAGGAGCUGGUCAAAGCAUUCAAGCACAGGGCUUCAUAUCUCUCCUAUCAAGUCUACCAGGCCAGGGUCAUUGAGAAGAAGCCCUGGACGAGCAUGAUGAUCAGCCUGCACAGACUCAGUCGAGCUCACUCGGAAAGUCUUCUUGUCUCGAAUUUCUACAAUGCCGUGUUCGAGAGCACCCCGAAUCCUCCCAUUGAUGCCGCAACCUUGAACGUGUUGAGGGUCUUGUUCCGCCUCUUCUCUCUCUUCACGCUGGACGUAUCCGCUUCGGAAUUCUUGCUGUCCAGGGCGAUAUCCGUCGAGAAGUUGCAGCACGUGACACCCGCAAUCCAAGAUCUGAUGACCCAAGUGCGGCCUCACGCUGUUCGACUUGUGGAUGCUUGGUCUAUCCCAGACUACUUGCUUGAGAGCGCACUGGGAAGUUAUGACGGUGACGUAUACAAUCGACUCUACCACAAGGCACACAAGGAGAAUCCCCUGAACCAGCUGACCUUCAACCCGGACUGGAAAACUGAGGAAAUUGUGAUGGGCGAGGGUGAAGAGAAUGCCAGGAGACGGCUGGAGGCCCUAGCAUUGGGGGUGGGAGGACGCGAACAGUUUGGGGCCGUCAAGUCAAAAUUGUAG